AUGUCGGCAUUUCCUCAAUUUUUCGAUGCUAGAGAAAAGUUUGGCUAUAAAUGUCCUGGCAUACAACAAAUUUACAAUCAAGGACAAUGUAAAGCAGGAUGGGCAGUAACAAUUGCAUCAGUUAUAAGUGAUCAAAUAUGCAUCAAUUCUAAUGGUAGAACACUAAAAAUGUUAUCUGCACAACAGCUCUUGAGUUGUUGUAAAGAAUGUUGCGGAUGCAAUGGUGGUAUAAUAAUGAAAGCAUGGGAAUGGGUUUUAAAAAAUGGUUUAGUGACUGGUAGCAUAUAUGGAGAUAAAAAGAGUUGUUUUCCAUACAAAAUGCCCCCUGCUCGACCUAGUAAAUAUGGAUCUUCAGGACAUGGUGGAGAAUGGGCGACUGUUAAUUCGGCUCUACCAGAAUGUCCUGGCACGUGUAUGGAUGGUUCUCAACGAUCAAGCAAUUUUAGUAAUACAUCUUAUAUCAUUAACUUCGAAAAAUGUCGUGUUGUUCGUAACUACGAAUUAUGGCCUAGAAAAGACCAAUUCGGUAUUAUGGAAGCUUUAAUGACUCACGGCCCACUUCAAGUGUCAAUGCAUCUUUACGAAGAUUUCAGAUACUAUACAAAUGGCAUUUAUGUUCACAAGACAGGAGUAUUUGAAGGUGAUCAUGCUGCUAAACUUAUUGGUUGGGGAACAUGGAAGAGUAAAGACUAUUGGUUACUGAUGAACUCUUUUGGUAAUACUUCAUGGGGAAUGAAGGGCACUUUUUGGAUCCCAAGAGACGGUACAGACAAUGUAGAAUUUGGAUACGCUAUUAUAGGGCCAAUAUUCACUAGCAUAGCUUCAUGUACCCAUAUUACAGUUAUACAACUCGAAAAAGAUGUAGAGGAAGACCAAAGAAGAGAUGGAUGGAUGUUAUUGAAUGCGAUAUAA
Daktulosphaira vitifoliae (grape phylloxera) is the source of this 912-nucleotide messenger RNA. RefSeq names its product cathepsin B-like cysteine proteinase 6. Gene Ontology annotation, cellular component: lysosome. Gene Ontology annotation, molecular function: cysteine-type endopeptidase activity. The coding region runs from base 1 to 912 and encodes 303 amino acids. Lineage: Eukaryota; Metazoa; Arthropoda; Insecta; Hemiptera; Phylloxeridae. The transcript has 6 exons. The record is from RefSeq and is a predicted model, not a curated record.